Acytostelium subglobosum LB1 is the source of this 723-nucleotide messenger RNA. RefSeq lists its product as hypothetical. Lineage: Eukaryota; Evosea; Eumycetozoa; Acytosteliales; Acytosteliaceae. The annotation marks the transcript as partial. The record is from RefSeq and is a predicted model, not a curated record. The transcript has a single exon.
UAUAGUCUAGAAUGUAUAGAGAAUUGGAUAAAGAAUAAGAAUAGUUGCCCUCUAUGUAAGACAGAGAUAAAGGAACUUGUGGUGAAGGAUGAGGGUGAUAGAAGGAUUGAGGUGUUGCCACCUCAGAUGCCACAUCCAAGCAAGGUAGAAGCGGAUCUAGCUUGUUUAGAUCAUACAUACUUUACAGAGGAGAUUAAUAAGUUGUUGAUAUUGGCAAGCUCCGUUGGAUACAAGGUGGAGAAUGCACGUGGUUUGAACUCUAGCUCAAAGGUUUAUGUCAAUCACACGGCCAACAAUCAGGGUGACAUCACCUUGAUGGUCACGAUCAAUGAGUCACUGGGGCGACUGCAGCAUGACAUGGAGCAGCUCACAAGCUUCGAUCCUCAACAGAUGUUGUCGGAGCUCUACUCUUUAGAGACCACAUUGAAGGAUCUCGAUCGUGUAUAUAAUCAAUAUCAUCUAUAUCAAAACCACAAUGGACAUAAUAAUAAUAACAGUAACAUUAAUAGUAAUAGUAGUAAUAGUAAUAAUAGUAGUAACAGACAUGGUCAUGGUGGGCAUGGUGGACAUAAUAGAGCAGCAGCAAGAGGAGGAAGAUAUGAUGAUGACGACUAUGACGAUGAUUACUACUAUGACGACAGUGAUGAUGAGGAUCAUGAUAAGUACUACGAGUCAGUCGAUGAUAACAAACAAAGAUAUCCAAAGAGUGGCAAUGGCAAGAGG